This is a messenger RNA of Suillus plorans, 627 nucleotides long. RefSeq lists its product as uncharacterized. The record is from RefSeq and is a predicted model, not a curated record. The transcript has a single exon. NCBI's taxonomy places the organism in Eukaryota, Fungi, Basidiomycota, Agaricomycetes, Boletales, Suillaceae. Bases 401 to 619 code for a protein of 72 amino acids.
CACGUACUCACACCAUUCCCUAGUAGCCACUCAGAGAUACCGCAAUCUCAGUUCAGUUCGAUGAAAUCACAGGUCUACAACGACCACUCUACCCAUGACACACAUUUCGAGCCCUGAGCUGGCCCAGUUCCCAAACACCGUGCCAUAUUUUGUGAAUGGCAACUUGUGUGAAGCAGAGCCUUGCGACUGAGAAGAAGAUGCUGGUACGUGUCCUACAAGCAAGUAUUCAGGCGUUCGAAUCAGCCAAAGCCUCACUAAUAGCUGUAUGCCCUCUCAGAUCUCCUCUCUCACAACAGGACGCUCACAAAUCCCGCGUGUAGUCGAAGAAGGCAUUGAAUGCUUCGCAGUGUCCUCCCAGACACGACAAUCAUAGCUGCUUUGGACAUCAUUUAUCGUGAGGAUGGUGAGUAAUAUGCUGAAAAUUUUGCGGCUGAAUGAUGGGCCUUCAAUCAUAAAGUACAAGACUUCUUGGGACCAGCAUCACUGCGAAGUUCCAGGCAUUACUUCAACAUACACCGUCUUUCCCCACCUCGAUGUUGCAUCUAUAGCCGUGUCUGGUUACUGCACCUGCCGAUCAUUCGCAUGUGCGGUGCUAGUAUCCGAGAGUCGUCUUGUGUGAAUUUACAU